Messenger RNA from Coccidioides immitis RS, 1249 nucleotides. Its product is annotated as uracil phosphoribosyltransferase. The record is from RefSeq and is a predicted model, not a curated record. The transcript is spliced from 4 exons. Lineage: Eukaryota; Fungi; Ascomycota; Eurotiomycetes; Onygenales; Onygenaceae. Bases 509 to 1249 code for a protein of 246 amino acids.
UUUGGCUCUCCCUCUCAAAAGUUGCUGAUGGGAGUUCUGCUCGACAGGGCUGGCCUGUGAGAUUCCACACUAGGAGAAGCUUCCCGCCGAUGGCUUUCCCACACCACUGAAUUUCACCAGCAUUUAUCCGAUAACCACUGCCUCCAGCCAUGAAGCGGGCCCGUUGAGAUGAAGCGGCAGGCCAGCGCCGAACUCUAUUGUCCGUCAUCUCUUCUUUCCCUCUGAUCCAGUGGCCAUACUCGCUAGCUUCCGAGUGACAUCGCCCUGUCGGAAACUGUAUCAUCACCCGCCAAGUUACCCCACACGCAGAAUGUCGCUGUGGAUAUGUUGCACUGUAGCAUCCACUUGUUAAAUUGAAGAAGCAAAUUCAGAGACUUCACUGUCGCUCCAUUCUCCUAUAUCCUAGCCGCUGCUACUUCUUACAGUAUCCGAGAUCUGUUGAUUUCUCUGCUCCUUGCUCCCGUAAUUCUACAGCUACAGAUUGAUUCCGAGAGCAGGGUUGUCCCUUAUGGCCUCAGCCCACGUGCCAGCUCCUACAUCUGUCCAGGGAGUCGGCCCUCUCUACAAGCCAGACGGGGAGAAACCAACUGCUACAGUUUCUCAAGAGGUUUCUUGUGAGAAUGUUCAUGUCCUGCCUCAGACCCCGCAGCUGAUUGCUCUGUUGACUAUGAUCCGGGAUGAGCGUACCGCACGUGCCGACUUCGUGUUCUACUCCAACCGUAUCAUCCGACUUUUGGUUGAGGAAGGCCUUAAUCACUUGCCCGUCGUCGAGCAGCCUGUCACAACACCCGUUGGCCGGACCUAUCUUGGCUUGAGGUUCCAGGGGAAGAUAUGCGGUGUAUCCAUCAUGCGCGCGGGAGAGGCCAUGGAGCAGGGCUUGCGUGACUGUUGCAGAUCUGUGCGCAUCGGCAAGAUAUUGAUCCAGCGGGACGAACAGACAUGGCAACCGAAACUCUUCUAUGAGAAACUACCUCAAGACAUUGCCGACCGAUGGGUUCUUCUUCUGGAUCCCAUGUUUGCUACUGGUGGCUCGGCCACCAUGGCUGUGGAGGUGCUGAAAGAAAAAGGGGUCCCCGAAAGCCGGAUUCUCUUUAUAAAUCUUAUUGCCAGUCCAUCUGCGGUAGAGUCCUUUGCUCGGAAAUUUCCCCAGCUGCGUGUUGUGACUGCAUUCAUUGAUCAGGGAUUGGACGAGAAGAGAUAUAUCAUACCAGGAUUGGGAGAUUUCGGCGACCGGUAUUACACGUUAUAA